This is a messenger RNA of Moneuplotes crassus, 2075 nucleotides long. The record is from the annotation of a GenBank genome assembly. Lineage: Eukaryota; Ciliophora; Spirotrichea; Euplotida; Euplotidae.
CAGACAAUUAAUUUAAACUAUUAUGAGUUCAGUACUGACUUAUGGCAGCGGAGAGUGAGAGCAACUAGGCUUAGAGAAUGCUCCGCUAGAGAUUAAGAAGCCAAGAGCUAUACCUUUCUUCCAGGCUCCCAUGAAGAUCAAAGAAAUAGCUUGUGGAGGCAUGCACACAAUUUUGUUGACCGCUCAGGGCUGUGUCUAUACCUGGGGAUGCAAUGACGAAGGGGCACUUGGUAGAGUCGGCGAUACAACCGUCCCUAAAAUUAUAGAGGACAUUGAAGAACCAAUAACAGGAGUUACAUGCGGGGAUUCACAUUCAAUAGCAUAUAGCAUAGAUAAGAAUUUGGUCUAUUCAUGGGGUCUUUACAGAAAUACAGUCAGUGGACCUAUAGGGAAAAUAGCCAAGACUCCAAUGAAAAUUGCAGAGAGAAACCUCAAAGGUCUCCAGCUUACCAAAGUUAUGUCAGGUAGUCACCACACUCUCAUGCUUGCCAGUGGAAGAGUGUUUGCCUGGGGAGAUCCAGAAAGUGGCAAAAUUGGACGAAAUAUCAAAACCAGAAGAAGAAAUGAGAGCGGAUUAGUGAUGGAGCCUGUUGGACUAAAAAGAGUCAAGGAUAUCUUCUGCAGCAGGAACUCUUCCUUUGCUAUAUCAGAAGACACGAAGGGCAAUACUAACUUAUACAGCUGGGGACUCAACAACUGGGGGCAGCUAGGUCUUGGUCAUAAUAAAGAAACAUCUAAACCAGAAAUAAUCAGGGAGUUCAAGAAUAAGAAAGUACUGAAGGUUGUAGGAGGGGACUCUCACACUGUAAUCCUUGUUCAAGAAGGAGCUGAAGCUCUCUGUGAGAAAACUACUAAAGUAUACACAGUUGGGCUUAACGAUGAAGGGCAGCUUGGAAUCGGAGACACCUACACAGAAUACAGGAGGAACAAGAAUGAAACCAACAUGAAGCUUGAUGAAGAAGAGAAAACUCUUAAACAAGAGAAUGAGAAGAAGAUUCAAGAGAUCAAAGAUAUUCCAGAAAAAGACCUUGAAGCCAAGGAAAAGCAGAAGGAAAUUAAUAAGGCUAACAAUGAGUUGAAGAGGAAACUCAGAGCUAUUGAAAGUAAGCGGAAUUCACUGGAGAAUUCAGAGAACGCUCAAUACUUUACCACUGUCCAACUUGUGGAAGGAAUUACAGAUUCUUUUGAUAUAUCAGCAGGCGCAAAUUAUAGUUACGCCAUUAGACAAAGAAAGAUAGAAGAGGACUCCAAGGAAGAUGCCAAAGGUGAAGAGACAAAGCGUAUUGAUCCAAGGAUCAACCAACUUUUUGCAUGGGGAAUGGGAGAGAACUAUGUCCUCUGCAAUCGAGAAGAUGAGUCUUCAUACACUCCUCUGGAGGUCAAACUCGAAAUGCUCAGAGAGCUAAACCCGAUUUCCGUAUCUUGUGGUACAAUGCACUGAAUAAUGAGGUCGAUCAAAAUUGAGGAAAAUCCUGAGGACUAUGGCCUUGAGCCAAUUUCCCAAACCAUAGUCGACAGGUUUGCUAAUGAUAUCGCUAAAGAGAUUGAUGCAAAUAGGAAAAGGAGAAGGUCUGAAAUAGAGAACGAUACUAAGCCUGUUAAAGACGAUACACAAGCUAAUGAAAAGAAAAUUCAUACAGAUAAGUCUCCAAAAAAGCUUAAAGAAGGUCAGAAAGAGACUAAAGAGCCUGCUGAAGAGGGUUCAGUGAAGAUCAAUGAGGAAGAGAAGCAACCAAAGGAUGUUCAGCACAAAGAAAAGGCUGUAGAUGAUAAGUCUAAACAGAAAUCUACUACUAAUGGAACUAACGGGACUAAAGAGACUCAACUCUCAUCCAAAAAUGAUCCAAGAUCCUCAGAAAUUACCGAAAAGAAAGAGGCUGAAGGGGAUGUAGAGAUGAAGGUUUCUCCAAAAGAGACGGAUAACCUCUUAAAAGCCUCUCCUAAACCCGUUUCCGUGACUCCAUCAGGGAAGAGAGUGAAGGUCUCUGAGACCCCUGAGAGGAUGGUUGAGAUUCCUAAGCCAAAGAAGUAAUCUACCAGAUCUUUAAAACAAGAUUUAGCUAAUAAAUUUAUCU